Molecule: messenger RNA, 1167 nt
Organism: Euleptes europaea (tarantolino)
Lineage: Eukaryota; Metazoa; Chordata; Lepidosauria; Squamata; Sphaerodactylidae
Gene: NSMCE4A
Product: NSE4 homolog A, SMC5-SMC6 complex component
Exons: 10
Coding region: 1-1167 (388 amino acids)
Biological process (GO): DNA repair
Cellular component (GO): Smc5-Smc6 complex; nucleus
Source: RefSeq, a predicted model, not a curated record
AUGUCCUCCAACGCUCGCGAUAGGUGCCGCCUUCGGUUUCAGAUCGUUGACGCAUUUCUCUCCUCCUCCCGCUGCGUGGCGGCGGCGGCGGCGCGGGAAGGAAGAGCGCGCUCGGCCGGAAGCCUGAACAGCGGGGUCAUGGACGGGGCGAGCGGCAGCUCUCGACGCUCUUCGUCCGAGGACAGCGACGGAGACCUGAACGGCGAGGGAGAAGCGACAGGGGGGGCCGAGCGAGGCGAUGGAGACGGCGGGGACGACGCCGCCCGGCGGCGGCUGCUCCGGCAGGAAUACCGGACGCUGAUCAACAUGGUUCAGCAUAAUCGUGAGACGAUGCUGAGUACCAGAAAUGAUAAACUGACAGAAACACUAGAAGAAGCCAACAGAUUGUUUACUGGAGUGUCCCGAGCCAGGGAGGCUGCUCUGGAUGCUCAGGUCCUAGUUUUGGCAUCAAAUCUAGGAAAGGAAAAAGCAAGCCAGUUGCAGUCAGACAUGACAGUGUUUGAUCCAUCUGCUUUUGCUGAAGAUCUAUUAUCAUUCAUGGGUUUAAAUCGUCUAGAAGGAGAUGAAAGUGAUAAUGACAGUGAGCAGCUUGCCAGUGGAUUUUUGCCUAGCAAUGCUUGGCACAAGCUUGGUGAAGAAGCAAAAAAGUACUUUAGAAGAGCACCUACUUUCCACUUCAUGUUGGGAGCUUUCACUGCUGAUCCUCCUGUUCAAAGGCCACGAAUUGAAAGGCAGAAGAAAGCAGGGCCAGCUGAAAAAAGGGUCAUGCCUGCACAGCUGAAGAAGAUGGAAGAAUCUCAUCAGGAAGCCACAGAAAAAGAAGUAGAGAGGAUCUUAGGAUAUUUACAAUCCUUUUUUAGAGACGAACCUGGUGUUCCAAUAUCCUUCCUUGAGUUUGUGACUGAUCCAGAUUCUUUUCCUCGUACUAUAGAAAAUAUGUUUCACGUAUCCUUCCUAAUAAGGGAUGGGCUUGCAGGAAUCAAGCUGGAUGAGGACAAACUUCCCAUAAUAGAACCUUUAUAUCCAGAGGAAGGAGAAAACAAUCAGGAUACUCAAGCACGGAAACAAGCAGUCUUAACAAUGAACUAUGAAGAAUGGCAGAAUAUUGUGAAGACUUUUGAAAUUUCACAGCCCAUGAUUCCACCAGCUAACCAGGAAACCCAGUGA